Molecule: messenger RNA, 2808 nt
Organism: Hordeum vulgare subsp. vulgare (domesticated barley)
Lineage: Eukaryota; Viridiplantae; Streptophyta; Magnoliopsida; Poales; Poaceae
Product: probable WRKY transcription factor 34
Exons: 6
Coding region: 331-2541 (736 amino acids)
Biological process (GO): regulation of DNA-templated transcription
Molecular function (GO): DNA-binding transcription factor activity; sequence-specific DNA binding
Source: RefSeq, a predicted model, not a curated record
CGAAUCAGCACGCUCUUGUGUAGAGGGGUCCAUGGCCUCUUCCUUUCCUGUUCUUGGAGUGAAUUGGAUGGGACGGCCAGCCACUCCCACUUUUUAUUUUCGGCUCCUUUUCUGUAGUAGUACAUUCAACUUCUUUGUGGAUGACUGUGCCGGUCGCAUCAACCUAACCUUUUGAUGUUAUACGGGUUGUCGUUUACCCGGGGGCAUGGACAAUGCUUUCAGUUUUGGAGAAUCAGCUUUCUGCUCGAUAAGAUUGUGUAGUUUUUGGCAGUCGAAGCAAAUUCUUGACCCCUUUGGUGUUUGAGCCAAGGAUUUGUGUUCCAUGCUGAGAUGGACGGCCACACACACAUAGCCAUGGAGUGGAAGGACCAGAGCGCACGGCCAGACUGCAGCAUGCUGCCGAGCUUCCUCACCGACCCGUUCCCCGCGGACCCCCUGGUGGAGGACUGCGACGGCAACAACGACGGCUCCGAGGGGGCCGGGUUCGAGAGGCACGGCUUGUCGGUGGACGUGGGCUCGCCUCAGGAGGAAGGCAAGCCGAUGCCGGCGACGCCGCACUUCGGCCAGAGGUCCAGCUCCAGCAGCAGCCUCUCCGAGCGGAUGCAGGCUAGAGCCGGGUUCAGCGUCGCCAAGCUCAGCAUGCCUGACAGCGAGUAUUCAGGAGCCCAGUCGCCUUACCUGACCAUCCCGCCCGGCCUUAGCCCGGCGUCGCUGCUGGAAUCGCCGGUGUUCCUCUCCAAUGCCAUGGGCCAGGCCUCGCCAACCACGGGGAAGUUACUCAUGCUUGGUGAUACCAAUAACAACAAUAAUGGUAGGCUUGAACCACCCUCAAUCGAAGAUCGUCCCGGUGCAUUUUCUUUCAAGCCUUUGGACCUAAAAUCAUCACAGUACACUGCUGAAGGGAAGAAGGGAUCUCUACACAACAGUCAACACCCAUCAGCACCAAGCAGAGAUGUUCCUGUCAAGACUGAAACCAACAUUCAGACGACGACGCGAGGCGCCAAUCCGCUGGGCUAUCUGAACCAAGCGCAGUUCAACAAUGCGCAAGACCCGAUGAAGCGCAGCUACCAUGACUGCAACAACAAGCGCAAUCGUCUCGCCGCUGACAGCACCGCGGCAGGCGGCGACAACAAUGCGUCGCCUCCCGACAACAGCCUACCGGCGGCGGACAGUGAGGCAGCGAAGGUGGGAGACUACCCUGCCGCGGUGGCCACGGCGGCGCCAGCCGAGGACGGGUACAGCUGGAGGAAGUACGGGCAGAAGCAGGUGAAGCACAGCGAGUACCCGCGGAGCUACUACAAGUGCACGCACCCCAGCUGCCAGGUGAAGAAGAAGGUGGAGCGGUCGCAUGAGGGCCACGUCACGGAGAUCAUCUACAAGGGCACGCACAACCACCCCAGGCCCGCCGCCCAGGGCCGCCGGCCUGCCGGCGGAGCUCAGGUUCACCCGUUCAAUGACGCGCAGAUGGACGCGCCUGCAGACAAUAACAACAACGGCGGCUACGGCAACGCUGGUGGAUCGCAGCCGAACGUGGAAGCGAGGUCGCUGUGGCACGGCGGCGUGGCUGUCCAGGACUGGCGCGGCGAUGGGCUGGAGGCCACGUCGUCACCCUCGGUGCCCGGUGAGCUCUGCGACUCGUCAGCUUCGAUGCAGGUCCACGACGGUGCCGCCCGGUUCGAGUCCCCGGAGGGCGGCGUGGAUGUCACGUCGGCCGUGUCUGAUGAGGUGGACGGCGAUGACAGGGUAGCCCAUGGCAGCAUGUCCCAGGGCCAGGGCGCUGCCGACACCACCGAGGGCGAUGAACUGGAGUCCAAGAGAAGGAAGCUAGAGUCGUGUGCCAUUGACAUGAGCACUGCGUCCAGGGCUGUCCGCGAGCCUCGGGUCGUGAUCCAGACGACGAGCGAGGUGGACAUCCUCGAGGACGGCUAUCGCUGGCGCAAGUACGGGCAGAAGGUCGUCAAGGGCAACCCGAACCCGAGGAGCUACUACAAGUGCACGCACCCGGGGUGCUCGGUGCGGAAGCACGUGGAGCGGGCGUCGCAUGACCUCAAGUCCGUGAUCACCACGUACGAGGGCAAGCACAACCACGAGGUCCCGGCGGCGAGGAACGGCGGGCACGGGAGCUCGGCGGCGGCGUCCGGCGCUGCGGGGGGGUCGCAGCUAUCCCACGCGCGCAGGGCGGAGCCGGCGUCGGUGCAGGACGGCCUGAUGAGGCUGGGCGGCUGCGGCCCGCCAUUCGGCCUGCCGCCGAGGGACCCGCUGGGGCCGAUGGGCAACUACCCGUACUCGCUCGGCGCCGGGCACGCCGCGCUGCCGAGCCUGCCGAUGCCGUCGGGGCUCGGCGCCGUGGAGGGGCUGAAGCUCCCCAUGCUGUCCCCGUCGCUGCACUCGGUGUUCAGGCACAGGCAGGGGAUGGAGGCGGCGGGGUUCAGGGUGCCCAAGGGCGAGGUGAAGGACGAGGCCGCCGGCGCCGGCGCCGGCGCGGCCGCGGCGGCGUAUCCGCAGAUGAUGAGCAGGCUGCCGCUGGGGCAUCGGAUGUAGAUAUAGAUAAAUAAAAGGAGGAGGGAUCGGUUAUUAUUAGAGGGCUAAUUAGAUUAAGAUUGGUUAUUAAAUUAAUGUUCGAUAAGUAUACGGUGGAAACAAUCACCCCUUGCUUCUUGCUACCGUUUUUUAUUUUUUAUUUUUUCAUCUUCUUGUUCCAUGUUCGUUUUAGUUCCUCCAGGUAUCGUUAGCGAUUUAGUGUGUUUGGUUUAGUCCUCUGUCUCUCUUAAUAACCAGCAUUACGAAGCUACUGCCAUUUGGGGUUCA